CCUGAUCGAAACAAACGCACAGGCUGCUUUUGUACAAUUUCGUGGGCUGUGCCAAAAUACACUACCCUUGAUGAAUGGGCUUUUGAAGGUCUCUGUUCCACGGACUGGAUGGUGUGUGCUGACAUCACCGAUUCACCACCAUGCCGUCGACAGCUGCCAUCGUCAGCGGCGUGCAGAAACUGGUCCUGUAUGAGACAAGAGCGCGGUAUUUUCUGGUUGGGAGUAAUCACGCGCAAACAAAACACCGCGUUUUGAAAAUCGAUCGCACAGAACCUAAGGACUUGGUGAUUAUUGAUGACAAACAUGUUUACAAUCAACAAGAAGUGCGAGAGCUCCUGGGACGCCUGGACCUGGGGAAUCGGACCAAAAUUGGCCAGAAGGGGUCUUCGGGUUUGUCACGGGCAGUGUCUGCCUAUGGCAUCGUCGGUUUUGUCCGUUUCCUGGAGGGCUAUUACAUCAUCCUGAUCACGAAACGGAGAAAGAUGGCUGACAUCGGGGGACACUCAAUAUAUAAGAUAGAGGACACAAAUAUGAUCUACAUUCCCAAUGACUCUGUGCGGGUCACCCAUCCGGAUGAAGCCAGAUACGUGAGGAUCUUCCAGAAUGUGGAUCUGUCCAGUAACUUUUACUUCAGCUACAGCUAUGACCUCAGUCACUCCCUGCAGUAUAACCUGACCCUCCUGAACAUGCCCUUUGACCUGGGCAAGGGGGAGUCGGAGGAGGAGGAGGAGGAGGUCCACGAACAGAGCCGGCAGGACAGUUUCGACAUCUUUGAGGAUGAGGGCCUUCCCACUCAAGUUGUUCUUGGGAUUAGGAAUGAACCAUAUGCCAAGUAUGUGUGGAACGGGAAACUUCUGGAAAAGAUCAAAGACAUCGUCCACCCUGACUGGCUGAUGUACAUCAUCCAUGGAUUCUGUGGCCAGUCCAAGCUGCUCAUCUACGGCAGGCCUGUCCAUGUCACCCUCAUCGCCAGGAGAUCCAGCAAAUUUGCAGGGACCCGCUUCCUGAAGAGAGGAGCCAACUGCGAGGGCGACGUGGCCAAUGAGGUGGAAACGGAGCAGAUCAUCCAUGAUGCCUCAGUCAUGUCCUUCACCGCGGGGAGUUACUCUUCCUAUGUGCAGGUCAGGGGCUCUGUCCCCUUGUACUGGUCUCAGGACAUCUCCACCAUGAUGCCCAAACCGCCCAUCCGCUUGGACCAGGCGGACCCCUAUGCCCACGUCGCCGCCCUGCACUUUGACCAGAUGCUCCAGCGCUUCGGGUCUCCCAUAAUCAUCCUCAACCUCGUCAAGAAACGAGAGAAACGGAAACAUGAGAAGAUUCUGAGCGAAGAGCUCUACCCUGCGAUCAUCAACCUCAACCAGUUCCUUCCCCCAGACCACUGCAUUGACUACAUUGCUUGGGACAUGGCCCGCUACACCAAGAGUACACUGUGCAAUGUGCUGGACCGGCUCAGCCUCAUAGCAGAGAGCGUGGUCAAAAGGACGGGCUUCUUCGUCAACCGGUCUGACUUCUACAGCCACGCCCUGCGGCCGGACGAAAGGUGGGGGGAUUUGGGAGGAUACGUCACUUCACAUGGCCGUAUGCAGACGGGGGUGCUGCGGACUAACUGUGUGGACUGCCUGGACCGCACGAACACUGCCCAGUUCAUGGUGGGGAAGUGUGCUCUGGCAUACCAGCUGUACGCUCUGGGCAUGAUCGACAAACCCAAACUACAGUUUGACACUGACUGUGUCAGGUUGUUUGAGGAGUUGUACGAGGACCAUGGGGACACCCUCUCCCUGCAGUAUGGGGGCUCACAGCUGGUGCACAGGGUGAAGACCUACCGAAAAAUCGCCCCCUGGACUCAGCACUCCAAAGACAUCAUGCAGACCCUAUCCCGCUACUACAGCAAUGCUUUCUCCGAUGCAGACAGACAGGACGCCAUCAACCUUUUCCUCCAGGUGUUCCAGCCGUCCGAGGCCAAACCCCACCUGUGGGAGCUGCCCACAGACUUCUACCUGCACCAGAAGAACAGCAUGGAGCUUCUCCAUGAGAGACGCAGUUACACAUAUUGGUGGUCUGAGGGGAUACUGUCCUACCUGCCUCUACCAUAUGACGAAGUUCCUUGUGAGGACAACGUGAAUAAGGUGGCAGUGAAGAAGUUGACCCGAUAUGACGAGAGCAUCGACAUCUACUCUGAAUUCUUCAAGCCCUAUGAGCUGAGUUCCUUUGACGACACCUUCUGCAUGGCCAUGACCAACUCCGCACGGGAGUUCAUGCCAAAGACGGUGGGGAUCGACCCAAGCCCUUUUACUGUACGGAAGCCUGAGGAGACUGGGAAAUCCGUUUUGGGCAACAAGGCCAACAAGGAGGAGGCGGUGCUGCAGCGCAAGACGGCGGCGAGCGCCCCGCCUCCGCCCAGCGAGGAGGCCAUCUCCAGCAGCUCCGAGGACGACUCCGAGGAGGACAAGGAGGACGACGGCACCGUCUCCCAGCGCUCCACGCCCGUCAAGCUGGCCGACUCGGGAGACAGCGCCCGCAUGCAGGAGGAUGUGCCGCACCACCCGAUGAAGGAGACGUAUGGCCUCAAUCUGUCCGAAUUUCCUGCAGAAGACGACAUGAUGAUCUACCGCAGGUUUGUCCAUCUUGGUCAGAACCAGCAUAAAGUGGAGAGGACGGGCCAGGUGUCCGACCCCAAACACCUGGAAAAUGUCAUCAACUUGAGCCCGGUCUCCUACUUCACGGAGGACAGCAUCUAUGAGGUGCAGCUGCCCAAAGUGGACAAGACGAGCCGGGAGCUGUUCGAGAGCCACAUCCAGACGGGGCAGGGCCUGGUGAGGACGCUGUGCCGGGAGGAUGUCCUCAUGUACCGCGAGUACAUCAAGAACAGAUACAUGUAGGGAGGCCGGCGUGCCAGGUCCCGGCUUCACCCCUGUCUGCCCGGCAGGAGAGGGCAGGAGGCAGCAGGCCCUGAGGGGCUGCUCCAGCAGAAAACCUCACUCUA
Messenger RNA from Megalops cyprinoides (Indo-Pacific tarpon), 2983 nucleotides. RefSeq names its product FIG4 phosphoinositide 5-phosphatase a (gene fig4a). Gene Ontology annotation, biological process: phosphatidylinositol dephosphorylation. Gene Ontology annotation, molecular function: phosphatidylinositol-3,5-bisphosphate 5-phosphatase activity. The transcript has 24 exons. Gene Ontology annotation, cellular component: intracellular membrane-bounded organelle. The coding region runs from base 141 to 2879 and encodes 912 amino acids. The record is from RefSeq and is a predicted model, not a curated record. Lineage: Eukaryota; Metazoa; Chordata; Actinopteri; Elopiformes; Megalopidae.